Acanthosepion pharaonis is the source of this 504-nucleotide messenger RNA. The record is from the annotation of a GenBank genome assembly. Lineage: Eukaryota; Metazoa; Mollusca; Cephalopoda; Sepiida; Sepiidae.
AUGGAUAAUGAGCCGAUGACAUCACUUCCUCUUCAUGACGCAAUCAAACCUUUGGAAUGGUUACUCGGCUCUUGGUAUUCCACAAAUGGAGAAGGUGGUUUCCCAACGAUUUCAACAUUCAAAUAUGGAGAGAAGUUACAAUUUCACCAUGUCGGACAACCCAACAUUCAGUUCAGUGCUUAUGCAUGGCAUUUGGAAUCAAAGAAACCACUUCAUCGUGAACUUGGAUUUAUUCGAAUAAAACCAGGAACGAAUGAAGUUGCCUGGCUUGGAGCACAGAAUCUUGGUUUGGUAGAAAUUGAAGAAGGAAUGGUUACGGGCAAGACAAUGCAUUUAGAAUCUCAUACAAUUGGCCGAUUAACAUUUGCCAGAGAACCAAUCACAAAAAAGAUAGUCCGAAAAUUUUCAAGAGUUGGUGACACAUUGGAACAAACUGUUUAUAUGCGGACCAGCAACACAGAAGAAAUGACUAAACACCUACAAAUUUCUUACCAAAAAUUAUAA